Auanema sp. JU1783 is the source of this 1611-nucleotide messenger RNA. Lineage: Eukaryota; Metazoa; Nematoda; Chromadorea; Rhabditida; Rhabditidae. The record is from the annotation of a GenBank genome assembly.
AUGUUAAUUCAUUCUCUGCUAUGUUUAUUUCUAACAUUUCUAUUAAUUGAUACAAGACAAAUCUAUCAGUCAACGUUAUCGGAAUGGUAUCGCCAACCAGGUAAUCCUGGAGUGAAAAUACGUUUGACUAAGAAAGGCAUUAAUCAUCUUAAAACUGUUGGAGUAAAGUUGCUGAACGAACAGAUCGCCAACUUGAGAGGGUAUAGUACGUCUUUCCCUUUCUCUCAACCAGGACUUGAAGGAUUUGUCAGUCUCAAUAACGUAAAUGUUCUUCAAUACAAUCCUCCUCAGGUUUCAGUCGUCAAUUUUCUUCCACCUCGUUAUAUUGUUUUUGGAUUGGAGAAUAUGGAUAUUUCUUUGGCUGGAAACUUUUUUGGUACUGGAGGUCCAAUACAGGUUGGUGGAACGGUUGACGGCAGUCUACUAGGAAUGACAGUAGCCUUAACUGCCGAGUUUACUAAAAAUGCUCAUGGAAUGAUGUCUGUACAAGUACCUAAUUGCUCAACAAUUAUUGGAAGAAGUCAUUUCAAUAUUAACCCACAAGGCCCUAUGGGUCCAUUGGUGAAAACGCUUGAGGCGUUUAUCAACGAUGGGAUUCGUCAACGCAUACCAACAAUGUUUUGUAAGAAACUGAAGCAUCUGAUAGAAGACAACAGUCCUAAGAUGUUUGCUAAGCUUACAAGAACCAACUUUGGCGAACAUUUUAAAGGCGAUUUAAUCGAGAACACUGUCAUGAAAAAGUUCAUUAUGGAUUUCGUAAAAGGGUUAUACAUAGACAAUAGAAAUAUCGCUGACCCCAUAGUUACAUAUGAUUAUUUUGAAACUCAGAACAAAGGAGAAGUCCGUUAUAUGGAUUCGAACGAACCAACACCAUUCUACCCCAAGGAAAUGCAGACAGAUGAAGAUUCCGAUCGAAUGUUGUACUUCUAUGGCUCAGAUUAUAUCUUUAACUCUCUUUUAUAUCACGCAUAUCAGACCAACAAACUUAACAUUGAACUCAAUCACCAUAAUUUACCAGCCCAGUAUAAAUCACUAGUCUCCACGUCGUGCUCUAGCCAAGGAGCCACUUCUUUCGCAUCUUCGGUUUGUGUGGGAAAAUUAAUUCCAGCUUUAGCUAAGGCUUAUCCCAAUACCACAACUUCAUUCGUUCUUAUCCCACAUGGUUUACCAGAAUUCUCUUUCAACGGGGAUGCUGGCGCUAUUCGUUUAUCUUCACGUAUUAUUACCUACGUAGACUACAAGGGACAUCUAAAACAAGUUAUUGUUUCAUCUGCCGACGGUCAAGCUGAUAUUAAUUUAUCAGCUCAGGGCGGCAAACUUGGAGGAGAUCUCAAACUGAACAGAUUGGCCGUAAGAUUGCAUAGAAGUGCUAUUGAAAUCGAACCUUCUGCUAUCGAACAACUAACACCGUUGGCUAAAACAUUCAUUGGGCCUCAACUCAGUCAAGCAUUACAUAAAGGAGUUCCAUUCCCAUUACAGGAUUCUAUAACAUUCGUUGAUCCAAAAUUGAAGGUUCACAACGGUUUUAUUGAAUUAGGGACUGAUUUCAUUUUAAAUGAGAACGCCCUACGCAUGAAAAUGCAAGAAACCUUCGCAGACAUGGAUAUAUAA